Phascolarctos cinereus (koala) is the source of this 2321-nucleotide messenger RNA. Lineage: Eukaryota; Metazoa; Chordata; Mammalia; Diprotodontia; Phascolarctidae. The record is from RefSeq and is a predicted model, not a curated record.
UUAAUAAAUCCUAGUCGACUAACAUAUGGGUCCUUUCCCCUCGUUUCUCCAUCCUCUUUCUUUGAUUAGUAGUAGUAGUCUCAUAGACCCUGGCCCUUGGCUAACUUUUGCUUCACCUAGAUCCAUUCACUAAAGCCUGACUUAGUAACAGGUUUCAAUCCAUCCCGUCACCACUUUGCCCAAAUAAAGCACCGUGCCUAAGGCUGAAACUAAUUGAGUCCAUGUACCUUUCUUUGUGCUUAUAGCUUUCUUAUUCGGUCUAUGUUUUAUCUUUAUUUUGGACAGCAAACUAGUUGAGAACAGUGACUUUUUUUGUUUGUUUCGUUUUUGUAGCUCUGUAAGCUGAGGUUCUCAGUAAGUAAAUGCUGGUGACAAAUUUGCAAAUCUCAAUUAAAUUCAACACGUAUUAUCAGACUCUCUCAGGCAGAGCAUUGUUAGGGAGGCCCUAGAGGAGGUGUUUGGAUACGACCCAGCUCUCGCCUUCAUAGACAUUAUAUCUAGUAGCAAUUUGAAAAGGAAAGCUUUAUUUAUGGGUCCAGGCCUUAUCUAUCAGUCACCUCCAGUAGUCUCCCCUCACUUCCUCCUUCUCACCUUCCCCAUUUCUCCAGCCCAGGGCUUCCUUCUCUCUGCCAGAGUACUGUCACUCAAUUCCCCACAUGUAUUCAGAGGGCUCCAGGAUACAGGGGCACCCACGGAGACUUCUGCCGAGGCCCUGCAGGGUGCUGGUGCUACUGAACCCCCGGGGAGGAACCGGCAAGGCCCUGCACCUCUUUCAGAACAGAGUGCAGCCCAUGCUGCAGGAAGCUGGCUUCUCCUUCCAGUUGCGACAGACUGAGCGGAGGAACCACGCGAGGGAGCUGGUGAGGACUGAGGACCUUUCCUCCUGGGAUGCCUUGGUGGUGAUGUCUGGAGAUGGGCUGAUGCACGAGGUGGUGAACGGCCUCAUGGAACGACCUGAUUGGGAAACAGCGAUUCAGAAGCCUCUCUGUAGCCUUCCAGCAGGCUCUGGCAACGCUUUGGCUGCAUCUGUAAACCAUUAUGCAGGCAAUGAACAGGUGACCAAUGAAGACCUACUGACCAAUUGUACGCUGUUGCUGUGCCACGGGGGACUUUCUCCCAUGAACCUGCUUUCCUUACACACAGCCUCAGGCAGCCGCCUUUUCUCUGUGCUCAGCCUGGGCUGGGGCUUCGUUGCAGACGUGGACGUGGAGAGUGAAAAGUACAGGUGCCUGGGAAAAAUUCGAUUUACCCUGGGCACAUUCCUCCGCCUGGCUGCCCUGCGCACCUAUCAUGGCACAUUAUCCUAUCUCCCAGUUGGAGCACCUUCUUCCAAAAUCUCAGCCGGACCUCCCUUGGACCAUGACCAACCAGGCCCUGUGGAUUCACUCCUGGUGCCUCUGGAGCAGCCGGUGCCAGAAAACUGGACGGUGGUGCCUGACCACGAGUUUGUCUUGGUGCUGGCUCUCCUGCAUUCCCACUUGGGUAGUGAGAUGUUUGCUGCACCAAUGGCUAGGGGAAGUGGAGGGGUUGUACAUCUGUUCUACCUUCGAGCUGGUGUGCCCCGGGCUACGUUGCUUCGCCUUUUCAUGGCCAUGGAAAAGGGUACACACAUGGAUCUGGACUGCCCUAAUCUGGUGUAUGUGCCGGUGGUAGCCUUCCGCCUAGAACCUCAUGACACCAGGGGCAUGCUUACAGUGGACGGGGAGCAGCUGGUCAGUGAAGCUGUCCAAGGCCAGGUGCACCCUGGACGUUUUCAGUUGGUUAGUGGCUGUCCAGAACUAAAGCCUGGUCCCGAGCCAAGUCCUCUACCCUGCUCAGAAGACUCUGCUUCAUCAGAGUUCACUUCUUAAACAGGGCCCUAAGCAGGGCUUGUGGCCACCAUCGGACUUGCAAUGCUGGGUCCUAGUCUGCUUUGUAAACAGGGAGUGCCUUACCCCUAAGUGAAAAGGAAAACCCUCCACAGGUUAGGUAGUUCCAGGACUCCAAAAUUAGGCAAAUCGGCUCUAUUAGAUGUUCAAGAUUUCCUCACUUCAAGACCAGAGUUAGUCAAACUCUAUUGGUCAGAGGUAGCAUACCAAAAUCUAAAUAAAGUGACUUUUUCAGGUUGCCUAGUCCCAUCUCUGGGGGAUAAGGAAAAAGUGGGACCUUGGCCCUAGGAAAAAUGAUAUUUUACAUGAUGCUUUACAGUGACAAAGUGCUUAAAAUCCAGGUUCAUUUGAGCUAUUCUGUUUGCAGAUGAGGAAAAAACCAAACUUGAGUUUGCUAUUUGCCCAAGGUCAAUGAUAAAACUUGAAUAAACUUUUAAGUUCAGUGCUGUAGAA